Molecule: messenger RNA, 7585 nt
Organism: Anneissia japonica
Lineage: Eukaryota; Metazoa; Echinodermata; Crinoidea; Comatulida; Comatulidae
Exons: 42
Coding region: 203-6502 (2099 amino acids)
Source: RefSeq, a predicted model, not a curated record
AAAUUGCGCAUGAGCAUUUCGAUUACUCAGCUGAAGCGAAACGAAAGCAAGACAGCGUUGAUUAUAUUUUGGACAGACAUAUGCACUGAAAGCAGAACAAACAAGACCAGACAGGUGCAAACACACAGCAAAGUGUUGGUCAUGCAUCUCUAUUGAAUGGGUAUUUUAUUGCCAUUACGCAUAUGGUAGGCCCAUAUCCAUCAUGGCAUCUAUCACAGAUUUAUACCAAGUGGGAGGAAGCGAAAAGAUAAAGAACAUUGAAGAUGAGCUUCAGAAGGAACUGAGUGACUUAAAGAAUGACAUAGAGGAAAAUGAGGCAUUUGGAGCAUCUUUAAGAGUUGCAAGUUCUGUGCGACUGCCACAAAGUGUUGAAUUUUUUCGAAAACAGAGAGAGCUAACCAUCAAAAGGGCAAUGGAGGUGAGUGAAGCCCAGCCCCUUGUUGUUCAAGCCCAUGUAAUGCAAGAUGAGUUGGACAAUUGUUCCCGGCUUGAGUACACAGAUAACAGCCUUCCACUUAUCCUACACCAGUUCUAUUGUGAUAGAAUUCAGCAGUUGGUACAGUGUAAACAUCUACACAUGCUUAGAUGGAAGCGCUUCUGCGAGCAUACUAAUGUCUUGGAGUCGCUAUUCCCAAUGUACCAGAAGCGAAUUGAACACAUUAUGUCAGAGUAUAAUGACGCUGUUGCCCGGGCAACAAGGCUUCAGGUUGCUCAUGAGUCGCACAUGAUGGGUAAGAGUACAGCAAAAAAUGCAAUCACCUUGGAGGAUGUUAUGAUCUAUACACGAUGGCUUACCUGUCACUUUCAUGCCACUAAGAAAAUCAAUUCAUUUUUAAAGGUUCUAGAGUAUGUUCCAGUAAAACAUAAGCACGACACAGUACCACCCGUCCCACAUGAUAUAGAACAAAGCCUGGAAAAGACGACUGAGAAAAAAGAAAACGGUUCCUCAGAAACUCAAUCAAAAUGGUUUAGUCAUCAUUCAAUACUCGUAUCAAGCACCGCGUCUGUCUUAGGCCGGCCAACCUCUGGCAGUUCAAUGACACUGCCUAGCUCACCAUUAUCUGCAUCAGUUAAUAUUCCAGGUACCAACGCUAUCCCACACGCAGCGGCUGGGAUGGCAGCUGCGGCAGCAGCAGGGGGAGGACCGGCAUCUGAUGGCACCAAUUUAGGUCUUCCAUUCCAUGAGUCAGAUUUUGAGAAGAUAAAACCUAUGUUGGAGUUUUUAUGCACUUGCUAUGGAAUCAAUAUGGAUCUAAAUUCCGUACACAGCUCUUCCGAUGAAAUGGAGUUAAUAACACAUGUUAAUCGCAGAUUUAAGACAGUCUUCGCCAAGCAAGAACAACAGAAGACUUACCCAAUGUAUGAUAAGUUAGAGAUAGGUAGGGAGACUUGGGGUGCUGAUAUGUCCUCACAUGCUUUGAAGAAGGAGGCCAACUGGCUGUCAUUUGUUAAACUUAAACCAAUAAAGGACCCAAUACAAGAAAAAAGCAUGACUAAGCUGCGGCAGAAAAACAACAUUGAUGAACUUUUGAAAGCCCAGUCAAAAUUCUUCUCAAUCUCAGAUUCAACGAAAGUCCAAGAUGCACUGAAAGAGCAUGCAAUGGUGGUCAAAGAUCCCCCAGAAUUCAAAGCUGUAUCAGUGACAUCACACCGCACAAAGAAAAACACAAAUGCAAUUUGGAGGAAGAUAUACUGCAAUCAUAAACUGUAUGAUGGUUCCAGCAAAGAAGUUGAUUUGUCAGUAACAGAGUUUGAUGAAAAGGAGACAGACAAUGUCAACUUUGGAGGUCGUUCUUCACGAUCCACUGCACUAACCAUGUCAAGCCAUAGACGGAAGGAUGAGGGUAGCGGGGAGUUUAAUUAUCAGAGUGCAAUGCAAAUGCUAGGCCUUGAUGAUGAUGAUAGUGCUGGCCGGAAUCCAACCUCUAUGCAAGGCGGAUACUUGUCUCUUCUCAACCUUAGGCACUUGCGGAUAAGAGACCUCAAGAGAACUUGCCUGAGCAUUCUGAAUUACUUCAGGUCAGUGGAAAGAACAUUGACCAUUAAUGACGGAGGACUAUCAUUGGAAGCUGGACAGCAGAAGCGAUUGAGUCAACAAAAUCACCGUGUGUCUACCUAUGAUGGCGGUAUGGUUGGAGGGAAUGUCGGAAUUGGUAACCAUGGUUACCUACAUUAUACACCUGCUGAUUUUAAAUUGCAGGAAAGUGCUUUCAUGGAAUUUUCAGAGAUAGAGAACCACGAUGAUUACUACAGCAUAGAUGAAGGCAGGGUGCAUGUACAAGACCAGAGGGGUUAUUACAUCAUCUAUGAUGUAGCAUUAGCAGACCUCAAGAAUCUAGAACAUGAUCUACUGCUUAUUGCUACCCAUUACUUGGAGAAAGACCAGGAUAGAAGACUGAAGGAGAAUGGGGUCGGACUUCCAAGGACUCACAAGCUACGAGUCAAACAUGCUUUGUUCUCAGAUGUGUUUGCUGAGGAUCCUUUAUUUAUGUGUGAGAUGGGUCAGUCGAUGCUGAAUGCAAUAGAAGCCACAGCUGGUAGGCGGAGUCAGACAGAGAAACAACAAGAUAUUCUAAAAGUUUGGAAUCGCUUGCUUGAGACAAUUACCUUACGAUUUCGUUUAAUGGAUGCAGCAUUUGAAACUGAAGUUUUGUCAAAUCUUUAUCGUGUACAUGCAAAUGAGCUUGGAUUUGAUGAUUGCCACAUGUUCUUGAGAUGUGUUCAGUUUGAGUUUGCCAAUUUCAAGGAAAAUGCAGAUCAGCCUCCACCAUUAUUUAUUACUGCUUUGCAAGAAGAUGACUCAAAUCUCGACAGGUACACUCCAUCUAGCCUGUUCUUGGCAGUUCAUGAGCUUGAUGAGAAGCAUGUUGGUACAUUCAGUUUCAGAACAAGAGAUGGCUACCUUAAGGUUCUCCGUGGCAAUAGUAUGGAAAGUCUACAGGUUGUGUUAAUGGCUCAGGUUGUGCACAAGAAUGCCCUCUUGAGUGCCGUUCAGCAGGCUAGUAUUUGCUCGUUUUUCCGAGAACAACAAUCUCAAGAUCAACCACACAAUUUAAUGGAUGCAGACUUGCAUAGUGACAACAGUUCCUUGAUGGUGCCAAAAGCGGCAGAUACCUCCAUAAUGGGUGUUACACAAUCAGUCAUGUAUGCAGCUAAACUGAAGACUAGCCUCGGAAGGAUACGCAGGUCUCCAGAGGCCUUUGUGUCUAUACAACUGGAAAAGGCUCCUUCACGUGAUGUGAUGUUAAAUAAUUACUUGAACAAGAAAGCUUCAAUGGCUACAGUACUCAAGAACCAAGAGGAAGUAGAGAAGCUUAAAAGGACAUUGAUUGGUGAGUUUUGUCAACGAUUUAUGCGAAGAAUUUCGCAGUAUUCCCUGCGUGCCCAGAUCAUUGCAUACUUGAAUACCAUCGAGGAUCUUUUGGAAGGAUUUCCAAGUCUUCGUAACUCCCAUUUCAUGGUUGGAAUGCCUGGAGAGAAGAAAACAAAGCUGGAUGAUAAAGAUGGACUCCUGGCUGAUCCAAGAACAAUCAAAAGAAGACCAAGGCGUCUUCUGUCCUCAGAUGGCACCACCUUGCUGAAUCUUUGGUUCCUUCCACAUCACUCAGAGGUACUGAUGAUGUUCAAGAACUUGGAUGAGGCAUCAUGCAUCAGUGGUUUGCUUCUGACUCUCAGAAUCAUUGCGUCUCUGCAUGACAUUCUGCAAUACCUCUGUGCGCAUGCAAAACUUGGAAGCUCCCAUGCUAGGCUUGGCUCUCAGAGACUUGAGUUUGCAACGGCUGAUUGGGGUGGAACAGAAGGCAUCUCAGCUGAGCUUCGUGAAAUUCAAAAACAGAUCAACAACUUAGAAGAUCCUACAAAUCCUUCUAUGGUUGCAGAUUUCUUAGCUCUGAGAAAGGCUGUCAUGUUUCUAGAAUUUGAGACGAGUAUUCGACACUCCCUGCGAGACACCUUCCUCUCCACAUCUAAUUCCCUGGCUUACAAUAGUGUGACUGACAACAUCUACUACGCCCUACCUAGCAUAAGCAAUAUACAGGUGCCAACUGUUAACAGCAUGUACCUCCCUGUGCCAGAACCACUGGAGCCUAGAGAUGCAGAUGCUAAAUUAUUGUUCCCAUGGAGAUCGUUUCUUGGAAGUGGAGGUCCAUUUCCACUACAGUUCUGGCAGUUUCACCAGAUUGAGAGUCGAAUGCAGCUGUGUUUAGCAAGUCUUAAAGAUGUUGACAGACAUGUCUCUAAUGGAGAGAUACUGGGUGUAUCUCUCCUGAUGGAGGAUGUCCUGCAGAGUGGUCAGGAAGACAUCAGUAUGCUGGCUGAUGACAGUGAUUCUGAUGAUAAUAACAUUACCACUCCUAAGAAAGCACCACGCUCUCGUCCACGGAGUGCUAUCAGCACAAAGUCAGAAACCUCAAGACCUGCUAGUGCCAGGGGAGCUGAUAUUGAGGAAGAGGUAGAGAAAGAAAAAGCUGUAUCCAAGAAAGCCCUAUCCCGUACUACCGAGCCAAUGGAAGCAUAUGCCUUGUUGAGGAACUUCCUGUUGCUAUGGAAGAGGCUUGAGGUUUUUAAAGAUGAAUGGGGCAAAAGAAAGUUGGAAGUGGAGUCAAUUGGGAAAGCACAAGUUUAUAAAAAGUUUUGCAAAUUAUACAAAACAGACAUUUUGUACCCUACUAUAAAAAGUAUUGCAAGACGAUAUGGACAGGAAAAAAAUUAUGAUGGAAUGGUCUCAGACAGUGAGCCAAUUGUUGCUCCUAGGGGAGUUUCUGAGAUGGAGAUUCGAGCCAAGCAACUUGUCAAGCUUUUGGACAACUUUGAAAAUCACAUGAUUUAUGAACUGCAACGCAAAAUAUCUAGGGAACAUUCAUUGGUUGUUGCAGAACGAGGCCGGGAGGAAGGAAACCUGCCAGUAGAUUUGUGGAAAAGACCAGUAAUAAAUGAACGCUUAACAAUUGCCCAACCUCACAUUGCUGAAGAAUUCACGAGACUUCUACUUGACAAAGGUCAGCAGAAAGGAGAAGACUUUGUGAUUCCACAAGAACACCUUAACUUGGCCCUGUCUAAACUUGCUUCCAUGGUGAUGACAAGAGAAAGAAGUAAUUAUGAUAACUAUUCCAUGUUUUAUGAAAACAUCCUUCGUCAGCAACACCAGAUAAUCUACCAACGAGAACAGGAAAUCAAGCAUGCAAAUGAAAUGGCUUCUGCUCUCAGUGAGUCCUCAUUGGUUGACGUACAAUGUCAGUUGGCUGAUAAGAGUCAUGAGCUUAUACUGGAGGUAACGUCGCUGCGUGCUAAGAUAUCUGAGAUGCGUGAAGCUGCAUUGGUAAAGGAGCAGGAGCUUAGGCAACGACUCCAAAAAGAGUACAACAGCCUCAUCCAAAACUUGUUUGCUGUUGCUUUUGGACUUAAAGGAAAGUUAGAUGAAUUCAGGACACAUCUGUAUGACCAGGUGUUCACAACGGUUGGUGAGGUGAGGAGGGAUGCAGUGAUGGCUAUGAGCAAACUCAAAAGCAUCAAGCAUGACAAUACCAGUACUCCUGAUAAUGCUUUGCAGCACAAGUUGACAAAAGCAGAGGAGUUGCGCAAGAUUCGGCAUGAAAAUGAUCAGUUGAACAAAAUGUUGAGUAAGCUGAGAACUGUUAACAGUUGGAGGCUUACCAAGAUGAGAGCUAAAUAUAAAAAGGAGAUUGCUGAGCUUCACAGUGAUGCCAACCAGUGCAAGCGAGACUACCUUGAAAUCAAAUUGAUGGCAGAAGAGGAAGUGAUCCUGCUACGACAACAACUUGUUUCUUUAAAGUCUGCUCUCAGUUUAUCUGAGCAAGAAAGAGAAGCCAUCCAGAAACAAAUCGAUAAAGAAUUGCAGAUAAAAAAGGAGAAAAAGCAUAAGGAAGAGCAGCAUGCCAGAAAUGCAAGGCAACUGGAGAUUGCCAAGGCAGCAAACAUGUCAAAAUUGAUCCAUGAAGCAGAGGCCAAAGAAGAAAAACUAAAAGCCUUAACCGAUGACUUCUCAAGGAGUAUUCGACUGAACCAAAUGUACCAAGACAAAUCCAAGCGAGAUGCCAGCCAGAUGAGGCAGCAGCUGGAACAUGAGAGGACGCUGAAGUUGGAUGCAUUCUCAAGAGUAGAUGAGCUUCAAACACAAGUCUAUGACUAUGAACAGGAAACAAGUCUUUCCAGACCAUACACAUCCAUGAGCUUUAUGAAUCCAGUAAAGUUGCCACCUAUGCGAUCAAAGUCAUCAGAUAAAAGAUCCCGUAGUAAGUUUUCACCGAGUCCUAAUCCAGUGAACAACUUUCCACCAAACUACCAACAGAGGUCAUUGACCCCUGAGCCUUGGUCAAAUGGUCAAAAUAAUAAGGAUGCAAUAAGGACAACACAAAGACCACAAACCGUUGGAAGCAAGCUACGAAACAGAAUUGCGGAGCAGUUGCUAACCAACCUACCACCUAACCAUCAUGAAACCAUAAUGCAAUUACAGGCAUGGGAACAACAGUACCAGAAAAAGUAGCAAGUUGAUACCGAGACAGCUAAUUUGUGAAGCCAGGUACAUGCUGCAUUUUAUGACCAUUGAAGUACCGUGAGCUGACGAAUCCAUUUCAGCUCUCUGUGAGUGCUAGACAACGCGGUGCCAUUUGCUGAUAGGGAGCUUUCGAUUUGUGUGAUGACGCGACGCUAGAACGGAAUCACUCAUCCCACCUGGCGUCCUACCUUCUCUGCAUAUGUAGAUUUGGCCAAAUUACGUUCCAGAAUCUACCUUAACGUUCUUGCAUGCGCAGGUGACUUUUACUGACGUCAUUACGUUCUAUGUCCGACCGUCGUCGUGAAAUUGAUGCUCCCUAAUAUCAACAGACUUAGCAGAUUGACAUAAAAAACGAUUGUUGUGCCUUCCUUGCCGCACUGCAUCUUUUUUUGUCUGAAGUGGAAUUAUAAGGAAUCAGUAGGCACUAUUGUGUGAUUUUCUCUUUAUUUUUUAAAAUUAUGUAAAUGGAUAUUUUCUUUCAAGAUGUACAUAUUACAAUCUAUUUUAAAAUAGAUAAAUAUCAGAGUCUUUGAUAAUACUGUGUUGUUCUCAAGUCUUUUCUGUAUUGUUAUACUAAAUUAUUUUUAAAGUCCUAGUGUUGAAAUAUCAUUGGGUGGAAAACAUGAAAUGAUGUUUAUUUUUUUAAUUAAGAUUAUAAUGUAUUUAUUCACGCUUUAAAAUAUAUUACACAAUAAUGAAAAUUAAUUAUAAAUAUUCCUUGUUAUGCUUUCAUACUGUAAAAUUAUUGAGCAAUUAAGGACAAAUGUUAAAUACCUCGGUGAGUGAUAAAGUCAUCAACAAAUAUAUCAAAAUGGAUUACCGUGAAUGAACAAAUAAAUACUGUGGCGCUUAUACAAUUUUUAGAGGUUUAUUUGAGGGAAGCGCUAAUUUGAGAAUGGUGCUUGUUACUAAUUAUUGAAUUGUAUAUAUGCUGCCAUAUGUAAUGUAAUGUAGUUCGAUUUAUAUAGUGAUUUAUACCGGAGUCUCAAAGCGCUUGAGGUGUGUACAAGCUCGCACAGUAACUGUCUUCUCCCCUAAGGGUCUGCCUGAGAGACCUGGUAAACCGGUACC